Messenger RNA from Rotaria sordida, 1056 nucleotides. The record is from the annotation of a GenBank genome assembly. Lineage: Eukaryota; Metazoa; Rotifera; Eurotatoria; Philodinida; Philodinidae.
AUGAUUACACAUGCUGAACAAUUACCAAUUGAAAUAUGGUUAUUAGUUUUUCGUCAUUUAGAAGCACAUGAUCUUUUUUAUGCAUUUCAAAAUUUAAAUCAUUUUUUUAAUCAAAUACUUUCUUCUAAUUAUAUUUCAUUUUAUCUUCAAUUAAGAGAAAAUGAUAAUAAUCAUUUGCAAUAUCCAAUUAAUCCUUAUUGGUCUGAUUCAAUACUCAAUCGUAUUCGUUUUCUACAAGCAACUAGUCAAAGUGAACAUGAUUUUUUUCCUCAAUUUCUUCGUUGGCAUGUUAAAAAACUUAUUCAAUUACACAGUUUAUCAAUUAUGAUAUAUCCACGAGAUAUACCAUAUAUUUGUAUAGCUUUAAGAAAAUUUCAUUGUCUUGAAUAUCUUUCAAUAAAAUGUAUACCAAAUCAAAUGUUACUUGAAGCUAUACUUGCUGUUCCUACUUUACGUAUAUGUCAUCUAUUACUUAGAAAAGUAGUGGUCGAUAUUAAUUAUCGUUUAGGUACAAAUAGUAAUAUUAAAAAAUUGUUUAUCGUUUUCUUUCAUAAUGUAAAUCAUUCAAUUAUUAAUUUACUUUUAAGUCAUAUGCCAAAAUUAAACCAACUUGAAAUUUGUGGUUCUUAUUCUAAAUCUGAUCGAGUAUCAUUAUUUGCUGAACCAUUAUUUAUUCUUCCAGAACUUGAAAUAAUUAAACUUAAUUUAGAAAAUGGUUCUUGUACAUCGGAUUGUUUCAAAUAUUUACAUAAAAUAAUGCCUUUUCUAAAAAAUUUUUAUUUUAAUUAUUAUAAUCAUUUCUUACAUGAAACAUUCAUUGAUUAUUUCAAUACUUAUUGGUGGUCAAUUAUAGAACAAAUUGAAAAAAUUAAUAUUAAUAUUAAUGGUCAUAUACCUAUUAAUACUAUUAACAACGAUAUAGAAACAACUUUAGAAAAAAAUCGAACAUGUUUACUUGCCAAAAAUAAUCAAUCUGAUGGACAUGUUAAUAUUACAUGGACUGAACAAACUUUAACAAAAUUCAAAGUUAUUGAAAUUACAAUUCGAAAAUCUUAA